Messenger RNA from Chara braunii, 779 nucleotides. NCBI's taxonomy places the organism in Eukaryota, Viridiplantae, Streptophyta, Charophyceae, Charales, Characeae. The record is from the annotation of a GenBank genome assembly.
CACAUGGUAGUUGCUCGCACAUGCACCAUAAUAACAUAUUCUUUUCUCUCCUCAUGCAUGGUCACAGCUGUGAUCACAAAUGCAUUCCCUCCCUGGUGACGAUAACCUUGUCGAUGGCUUCGGUGACAACAAUGACAAGGUCAGCGACAACGGUAAUGAAGACGAAGACGAAGACGAAGACGACGACGACGACGAAGAAGAAGAAGAAGAACAACAAAGAUGAAGCAGAAGGCGAAGACGACGGUGAUGACAAGGACAUCACCGACAUCACCGACAUCACCGACAUGGACGAUGACGAAGACGAGGACAACGACGAUGACGAGGAGGACGGCAAGUGCCACAAGGACAAGAUGAAGACGAAGACGAAGACAAAGGCGAAGACAAAGACGAAGACGAAGACGGCGACGACGAAAAAGAAGAAGAACAAAGAUGAAGCAGAAGGUGAAGACGACGGUGAUGACAAGGACAUCACCGACAUCACCGACAUGGACGAUGACGAAGAUGAGGACAACAAUGAUGACGAGGAAGACGGCAAGUGCCACAAGGACAAGGAUGACGAGGAAAAGGGAAGCAAGUUGUUGGUUGUUGUUGGUAAACCAACUAAAUGCAAUGUUCAAAGUUCAGCAAAUCAUCGACUUAGACCAGACAAUGAAGGAAGGAAAGGAGGGACAAGACUUGAAGCAGGAAAAUGGAUGAACUUCCGAGCACGACUGACUCCCGUGUAAAUAACAUUGAGAUUGGCGAGUCAAAACGAACCGUGGCGUAGCCCUACCGGUUUC